Molecule: messenger RNA, 2446 nt
Organism: Solanum lycopersicum (tomato)
Lineage: Eukaryota; Viridiplantae; Streptophyta; Magnoliopsida; Solanales; Solanaceae
Source: RefSeq, a predicted model, not a curated record
AAAUCAAAACAAAACAAUUCCAAAUCAAAAGAAAAGAAAGUAAAGGCAGAAACCCCCAUUAGAAUACUCUUUCACAAGCAAACAUAACUAGAGCAAAAUGAGGAAAAAGCCAUAGAAAAAGUUGGGGGGGAAAGCAAAAGAGAAGAAAAACCCUCAAAGAACUCAGAAACACACAGUUACACAGUAGUAGUAACACUACAGUUCAAGAAAAAGCUCGUAUCUUACCAGUCCCUUUCAUUUCUUCUCUGUCUUUUCGAUAAAUCCUUCUGUUUUUUUUUUACCUGUCAGUUCAAUCCAUUUUUCCUCUCAAUGCUACUCUCUAUGGUCCACUUUAUCAUGCAUUAAACACUAUCCAUGUUACCUCUCAGAUCUAAUUGUAGCUUAUUAGAGGUGAUUUCAAUGGAAAUGUUUGGUGCUGAGUUGAUUGAUGAUUGGAUUGUGAACUGAUUCACUAGGUAUUUGUUGAGAUCAAGUUGAGGAUGGUGGUUUACUUGUGAGUUAGGGUUUGUUUCUUGGUGUGAAAUUAAUUGUUUCAAUGGACGGGCGUAUGAAGAAAUACGGGCAGUUGAGUCCAGAGAGAGCAAAAGUUUGGACUGAGAAAUCACCCAAGUAUCAGCAGCAGCAGCCGGCACGGUUGAGUAAUGGCAAAGUGCCUGUUGUAUAUUAUCUCUGUAGAAAUCGACAGCUCGAACAUCCUCAUUUCAUUGAAGUGCCCCUGUCUUCCACUGAUGGUCUCUACUUAAGGGAUGUAAUUAAGAGGCUUAACGUUUUGAGAGGUCGAGGAAUGGCUUCAUUGUACUCAUGGUCUUGCAAGAGAAGCUACAAGAACGGUUUCGUCUGGCAUGAUCUUUGUGAAGAGGACCUCAUUCUUCCUGCUCAUGGUAAUGAAUAUGUUCUUAAAGGCUCGGAACUUUUUGAUGAAUCCGAUGCAGGUCGCUUCAGUCCAGCUGGAAAUGUUAGAUUGUCUAACCAAAAGCUGCUGCCAGAACCACAAUCCUCUAGAAGCCAAGAUGACACUUCGUCUUCUUCUAGCAUGAAUGAAAAAGGUACAAAGAAUUCUCAAGAUGAUGAAUCAUCACCUCCUGUUCAACGAUCAGGUUCUUCAGCGGUAUCUCCUCAAUCGUCCAGUGCUGAUAAAAGCUCUUCAUGGAAUGGUUCAUUAAGCUUGGCAGAGUACAAGAUCUAUAAGAAUGAAGGUCUCGCCGAUGCUUCAACUCAGACUGAUGAAAAUGGAAGCAAAUCUACACCGCCAGAGACUUGCACGAGAGGUGUUUCAACAGAUGAUGGGUCUAUAGAGCUUGGAAAUAAUGAAAUUCAAGAGGUUCAGGUUCAACCAACAAAUGAAUCUGCGCAGAUUUGCCGGGAGACAGUAUCGCCUGCUCCGUCUUCGUCAAGUGCAUCGUCAUCAGGUGGUAGAACAGAUACCUUAGAAUCCCUCAUCAGAGCUGAUAUUAAUAAGCUCAACAGCUUUAGAAUAAUUGAAGGAGAGGAAUUUCGGGUUCCAAAAACUAAGCUAAAGCCCUCAAAUGUGCUGAUGCAACUAAUUUCUUGUGGAUCGAUUUCAGUAAAGGAUCAUAGUUUUGGUCUUAUUCCUACCUACAGGCCGAGGUUUUCGCAUUCAAAGUUCCCGUCUCCUCUGUUCUCAACCUCGUUAACUUUAGGAGAUCUUGAUUGCCUGGCAGAGAAUCCUAAGUUUAUGAGUUUGAGGUUGGAAGAUAAGGAAUACUUUAGUGGAAGCCUUCUCGAGACGAAUAUGCCCAAGGAACCUACCCUUUUAAAGCGGUCGUCGUCCUACAAUGCUGACAGGACAAAUAAAGAACAUGUAGAUUCAGUUGAAGACAAAGAGGAGAAAAGCUCAGUCAUAAAGUGCAUUCCACGUUCCAUCAAGGCGACACUAAAUAAGCAGCAAGCAAGAAGCGAGUCAAUGAAGUCUCCUGUUUCUGAAGGUCCUAGAAUCUCAUCAGACGGAAUAGGCAGUUCACGGACCAUUACAUCUGACACAUCCCGUGGAGGAAGCAAGCGAAUUACAGAGCCAUCUGAUAAGAUACACUCAAAUAGAAUAGACUCUUUCAGAGAGGAGAAAGACAGUAUGAUCAAAAUUGAAGAAAGGCUUGCAUCAGGAGCUCGGGUUAUAAUACAGUCGAAAGGAGCUUUUGACAACGAUGAACAUUAGGCGAACCAAAAGCCUUCGGUUAACUAAGUGGAGAAUUUUGUUGAUCUUGUAACUACUUGUCCUACUUUUAACUGUCCAAGCAUGUUAUGUAAAUGCCAAUAUAGGGGAAAUCAUGAAGCAAUUUGAGUAUUUGCUGAAUAGUGACAAGUAGUUAGAGUUUUGAGCUGGUUCUAUUGUACCUAGCAUUGAAUUUUUCUUUUUCUGGUGUAUAAUUGCCAUUGAAAAAUGAUCAAGUGUUCCACUUUCAAUUUACUAUGUCUGAGCAAUUAUUUG